CUGAAAUUGGAACGAUGGCUUCCGGUGGGAGUGAGGAUUACGUGGACAGUCAUUUUCACAUUUGGGACUUAGAUAAGUUCAAAUAUCCAUGGCCAACGUCAGCGGAAGGACCUAUAUUCCGAAAGGUUACAGCGGAUGAAUAUGUAAACAACCUUCAGAAAACCCCGGUCAGAUAUGGAAUUUUUGUCCAGUGUCUUAACGGGCACCCAGAUGAAUCAAAAUGGGUUAUGGAGCAGGCGAAGUCAAGGCCGGAAAUUAAAGGCGUUGUCGGUGGAGUGGACCUAACGGACCCAAACAUACGCGAGAUCCUUGCAGACCUACGUCAGAACCCCUUAUUCAAGGGGGUCCGACACAUCCUUGACACGGAGGAGUCCACGUGGAUCACACGUGAUGACGUACACAAGGGUUUAGCGGUCCUGGAAGAACUCGGUUUGACCUAUGACCUUUUAUUGAGGCCACAUCUCCUGUGCUACAUACCAAGCCUGGUGGCUAAAUUUCCCAGACUGAAGAUGGUGGUUGACCAUAUAGCCAAACCAUACAUCAAAGACAAAAAGAUUGACCAGUGGAAACUGGACAUGGCCGAAAUAGCCAAGCAGAGUGACCAGGUCUAUUGUAAGAUAUCUAGCAUGGUAACAGAGGCUGAUUGGGAGGCAUGGAAACCAGAUGAUUUCGUCCCUUAUGUCCAGCACAUCAUAUCUUGUUUCGGCGUGGACAGGGUAAUGUUUGGAUCCGAUUGGCCCGUUUGUACGCUAGCUAAGGCUUCAUUCAGUGACGUGUUCGAGUUAUUUACCAAGCUGAUAUCAACAUUUUCAACUCAAGACAAAACCAAGAUGUUACGGGAAAACGCCAAGGUUUUCUACUCUCUGGACAUUUAGGAUAAUUAUGUGGUAUUUAGUCUCCAAACGUGUAAUCAUUUUCAUAAAAAAUUGUUGACAGUAAAAUCUGGUAUACUUCAUACUGAACGAGGCAGGUGUUAUACAUCUAAACAUUGGACGUAUGCCAAUAGACAGGACAUCAGAGGACAUAUAUCUAAAAUACUAAAAAAAAAAAAAAAAACUAAAAGGAAUCACUUCUCGUAAAGGGCGACUACUCUGGAAACUAUUAAGGAAUGAUUAAUUCGUGAUUACGUUGAGAUAUUGAACAUUUAAUAUCAGAUCGCAACUUCUAUUAUUGUAUUACCUUUCUGUCAUGGGUUCUGUCCCCUGACGGAGACUAAGCCAUGAAGUCAUGGGUUCUGUCCCCUGACGGAGACUAAGCCAGGUCAAUGAAUUAGAACUCUAUGCUCGUUACAGGACGUGUAACUUUCAACAUAGCUAUAAUUUCGGUCCUCAUUAUGUGACUAAGAGGAAUUUCAAAGAGAAGAACUCUAUGACAUUUCUUACAGGACCUUCGCACGAAUACCAACCCAGUUAUCCGAAUAUAUGUACAUUAUCAGUAAUUUGUGUAGCAUAAGAUACGUAUAAACGUUAUUGGAAUUUGAGAGUUUGAGUCAAGUUCCUGUAGUCCAAUCAAAUUUGAGCACCCCUUCAUUAGCCAGUAUGCCGCUUUUUAUACCUGAAGCAGACAGCCGAGCUCCCCCAAAGAGUGACAAGAGAGUAAUAGCUGGUAUUAUUUAUAUCUCAAAGACAAAUAUGAUGACUUAAUAUCUAUGUGUUCGUGAUGGUACAUGUAUGCAACACAAUUACCAAGAACUGCUCUUUCAAUGUAUGGGACCAC
Molecule: messenger RNA, 1716 nt
Organism: Pecten maximus
Lineage: Eukaryota; Metazoa; Mollusca; Bivalvia; Pectinida; Pectinidae
Exons: 8
Coding region: 15-875 (286 amino acids)
Molecular function (GO): hydrolase activity
Source: RefSeq, a predicted model, not a curated record